Drosophila biarmipes is the source of this 1130-nucleotide messenger RNA. RefSeq lists its product as uncharacterized. Gene Ontology annotation, biological process: regulation of transcription by RNA polymerase II. Gene Ontology annotation, cellular component: nucleus; transcription regulator complex. NCBI's taxonomy places the organism in Eukaryota, Metazoa, Arthropoda, Insecta, Diptera, Drosophilidae. Bases 84 to 680 code for a protein of 198 amino acids. The record is from RefSeq and is a predicted model, not a curated record. The transcript is spliced from 2 exons.
CAGUAACGGUCAUACUCCUGUGCAUUAUUUACCAUUUGUUUACAUAUUUUCAUUUGAUUUGUUUUGGUUUUGAAAAUAUUGAAAUGUCCGAGUUCGACACGCGACUUAUAGAACUGGUGAGGGCUAAUCCCCAGCUCUAUGAGAGGGAUCUAAGGAGCACGCCCUAUGACGCGCAUAAGAAACGGCACUCGGAGAUCUGGGGCAGCAUCUCCACAUCCCUGAAUACAGAUGUUAAUGCCUGUGUGAGUCGCUGGAACCAUCUGGUGGCCAAGCAGCGUCGGGAGCUGGCCAAGGAAAAAGCCGGAGGCACUGGCUCCGACUGGAGCCUCCUGCCCCAUCUGCAAUUUCUGCAUCAUCAUCACCAUCCGAUUAGUCACCGUAACUCGGGGGACUUAAGUCGCAACUCCCUCAAAUCCAUCGAGGAAGUCCAUGACGAGGAGGAUCCGCUGCAGGAGGCCAUGGAUGAGCAGCUGGCCGUCGCGGGAGCAGCACCGCCACCCACAAAUCCCAAUCCUGCCCCUCCCGCUGCUCCCGUUAGGGCAGAAAAGAGGAUAGAGGCCCUGCUGGAAGGACUGGGAGAAGCAAACCGCAUCAAGGCGGAGAAAAGGAUUCUGGCCUACCUCUGCAAAUGCAAUCUGCGCGCCCUCAACGACGAGCAAAUCGAUGAUAUUGUAAUAUAGGAUUAGGAGGUCGGAAAACACCUCAAAUCUUCUGGUUUUUUCUCUAGUCUUUUUUGAAUAUUACACUUAAUUAAUUUAUCACUGCUAUAUAUAUUGAAAUUGCUUAUUGAAAUACGCAAUAUUAUAAACCAUCACAAAAUCAAGUCAACAAACAUGGCGAAGCUUUCAUAAAUUAAACAAAGAACUUUGACUGUCUCUUCAAAACAACCCUUUUUUUUAAAUUAGAAGACGUACAUUACCACUAAAUUGUUGCCUUCAUUGUAUAAAACAUUUAAAUUAUUUUGUUGCGUUUAGAUUUUUGUAGAUCAAACCUUUCACUAUGUGUGCCUUGAUUUGAUUUAUAUAGCUAACUCUUGUAUUAAGGAUAUAACAACAGUGUAUAAUAUGUUUUGAUCUCCGCAAAAUAAUGUUUUCUUCUAUAAAUUAAAAUCUUAAACGACUACCAUGUAA